UUAAAUAGUUAUAAUGUAAUAAUUGAGUUCUAUAUAUAUAUAUAUAAAAUAUGAUUAUGUGGGCAAGUGCUUAAAAUAAGUGUCGUUAUAUGUACAAUCAAGUAAUAUUUAUUCGGGGUAUUAAAAUAUCCAUUGUCAUACGAUAUUUGUAUAGAGUAAUAUGCAAUGGAUCAAAUAAAAAUUUCAAAGCAUUUGAAUUGGCAGGUAGAAAAUGUCCGCUUAUUGGAGAAGUAUAGUAAUAAUCAUUCUAUAGGUACAUUGUAUUUAACUUUAACGGAUCUUAUAUUUGUGGAACGAAAUGGCAAAAAAAAAAUAUGGGUCUUGUAUACUCAUAUAUCUAACAUAGAAAAACAACCUUUGACUACUGCAGGAUCACCAUUACAUAUUAAGUGCAAACAUUUUUAUAUCGUUACUUUUGUUAUACCUAAGGAACGCGACUGCCAUGACAUUUAUCUUACAUUAUUAAAGCUUUCUUGUCCAGCAAAUUUAGAAGAUCUUUAUUGCUUCAGUUAUCAAUCGAGUAAAUUACCUCAACACGUUGGCUGGAAUUUUUUUAAUGUACAAAGUGAAUUUCAAAGACAAGGAGUACCAAACGAAGAAUGGUCUCUUUCCUACUUGAAUACUAAUUAUGAGCUUUGUGAUACAUACCCAAAAUAUAUAUAUGUUCCAAGCACUUGCGCGGACAAUAUUUUGUUGGGUAGUGCAAAAUUUCGAAGUAGGGGAAGACUUCCCGUGUUAACAUAUUUGCACUCGAAUAAGGCUGUUAUCUGUCGUUGCAGUCAACCGCUUUCAGGAUUUAGUGCUCGAUGUCCAGAAGACGAAUCAAUAAUGUAUUAUAUACUUUGUACAAAUCCUAAUUCUAAAUACAUGUAUGUCGUAGAUACAAGACCACGCAUUAAUGCUUUUGCGAAUCGAGCAGCGGGUAAAGGAUAUGAAAAUGAAAAUUUUUAUGAUAAUAUAAAGUUCCAUUUUUUUGGAAUAGAAAAUAUACACGUCAUGAGAACAAGUUUGAACAAACUUAUAGAAUUACAAAGGACAACAUCGAUGAAUGCAUUUUUAAAUGGUCUAGAAAGCAGUGGAUGGUUAAAACAUAUUCGUUCUAUAUUGGAAACUGCUUGGUUUAUCGCACGAGCAGUUUAUACUGGCGUGAGUGUAGUAGUACAUUGCAGCGACGGUUGGGAUCGUACUGCACAAGUAUGUUCCCUGGCUGGUUUACUUUUAGAUCCAUAUUAUAGAACUAUCCAAGGAUUUCAGGCACUAAUAGAAAAAGAUUGGCUGUCGUUCGGUCAUAAGUUCAGUGAUCGCUGUGGCUAUAUUAGUAGCGAUGGCAAAGAACUAGCACCAAUAUUUACUCAAUUUAUAGAUGCAACCUAUCAAUUAUUACAACAAUAUCCACAUAAAUUUCAAUUCAAUGAAUUAUUUCUUUUAACGCUUCAUGACCAUGUACAUAGUUGUCAGUAUGGAACAUUUAUUGGAAACUCGGAAAAAGAGAGGCAGACGUUUAGAUUAGCCGAAAGAACGUAUUCUUUAUGGGGAUAUAUUGCUAAUAAUACGAACGAGUAUAUCAAUCCACUUUAUGAAUGUAAACCUUGGAACGACGAUUCUAAUGAUGUUCUCCAGCCAAAAUUAGCACCGCAAAGUAUUAUCAUUUGGAGAGGAUUAUAUUUUAGAUUUGAGAAUGGUAUUCACCCUAGAGAGACGUACGAGAAUAUGUUAUUGACAAUUCAUGAUCAUACUAGUUCUUUAGAAGAUCACGUUAAACUUCUUAUAAAGAGAUUCAAUUCUUUGAGUCAAUUAUUAAAUUUAAAUGACGUACAAAGAAAAAAUAUUCAAGGUAAACAUAAAUUUGAUAAUAAAUAUGUUAAAGAAUCCUUAUCCGAAACUAUCGAGGAAAAUGUGAAUCACGAUGAAAAAAUGAAAACUAAAGAAAAAGUCAGCCAAAUUGAGAAGGAGUUGAAAACAGUUGCUAUAGAAUGGAAGUCGUCUCGUAAUAUGGAGGAAUGUACUUGUUCAACUAAUUUUGAUGCGUUUAAUAGUAAGCAUCAUUGUUGGUCUUGCGGAGAAGUACUAUGUACGCGAUGUAUGGAUACGCACGGUGUUUUAGCUGGACAUUUAUCGCAACGUGCAGUACCUAUUUGUAAAUCAUGUUCCCAACAUUCUGGUAGUUCUUCGAUCACUCCUUGAUCGUAUUACAUACGAUAGAUAUUAUUUAGAUCGAUCGGCAUUAUUAAAAUCAAAAAUACUUCAUCAAAGGAAUCGACAAAUGAUUAUGCUAUUUAAAAUUUAUUUUGCGCGGAAUGUAAGAAGUAUUAAAGUAAAGCUGCCGUUGAAAUCGUACGUAUCGUUAGUAAUACAAAUAUUUUAUCUAAUUGAUUUUUUCCAGACAUAUUUAUUCGUUCGAAUUUUAAAUUAAUUAAGAUUAUUAUCGAAUUUGUAUUUCUAUAAUUAAAAUGAUCUCUCAUUGUCAGUCAAAAUCAAUAAUAUUUUGCAUUAAGAAUAUAUCGGAUUUUUCGUUAUUAAAUGGAAGUAGAAUAUGCCUGACGGAUAAUGUCGAGCUUGUGAUAAUAUUACAAGAGAAUUUAUCUAAAUAGCCAUUUUUUGUUGUAUUUAGACUAUAUACGGCAUUUAAAAAGAUUUUUCAGAUAAAAAAUGAAAUAAUAUGUGAAAUAAAAAUAUUGUUAUGUGAAAUAGAAUGGUAUUAAAUGUGAAUUAAAUAUUGUAAGCAAAAUGGUAAUAAUAAUAAAAGAAAAUUAUUCGU
Polistes canadensis is the source of this 2758-nucleotide messenger RNA. RefSeq names its product myotubularin-related protein 6 (gene Mtmr6). Gene Ontology annotation, molecular function: metal ion binding; phosphatase activity. The record is from RefSeq and is a predicted model, not a curated record. The coding region runs from base 166 to 2184 and encodes 672 amino acids. Gene Ontology annotation, biological process: dephosphorylation. The transcript has 13 exons. Lineage: Eukaryota; Metazoa; Arthropoda; Insecta; Hymenoptera; Vespidae.